AUGCGACCCAGUCGCUAUACAGCCAAAAAGCUGGGUUUCAUCCCAGACUGUUGUGUAUCGCCUCCUUAUUCCAGAUUCGGUUGGUUUGGGCCUGUCAAAGGCUUGACGUCAACACCCACAAUGGACAAUUUGGCUCCGGCAAUGGGCACGGCUGUCUCCACCAUUUUGGCUACAUGCGUCCGCAUUCCUGACCAGGCUGAGGAUCCCACCUCCUGCCUCAGCUACAUGGCGUUUUAA
This is a messenger RNA of Echinostoma caproni, 237 nucleotides long. The record is from the annotation of a GenBank genome assembly. NCBI's taxonomy places the organism in Eukaryota, Metazoa, Platyhelminthes, Trematoda, Plagiorchiida, Echinostomatidae.